Messenger RNA from Microbotryum saponariae, 1353 nucleotides. Lineage: Eukaryota; Fungi; Basidiomycota; Microbotryomycetes; Microbotryales; Microbotryaceae. The record is from the annotation of a GenBank genome assembly.
AUGCGCGAUCUAGCCGCUUCGUUCUCCUCUCGUCGUUCACCGAACCAUCGUCAUUCGACGACCCAAUCGAAGAAGGACACCACUUCCGCGCAAGAUUUAUUCGCUCGGACGAGCUUGGAGAGUCCGAGAAAGUAUAACCCGUUCGCUAGGGAGGGUACGACGGCGUCGCCUACUAAGAGGAUCAAGUUGAGCGGCGGGGAGGAGUCGUUGAAGAGGAGCAGUGUCCGGUUAGGGCAGUUGUUCGGUGCGGCGCGGAGAAGAACGGGUGGGGCAGUAGAAGAAGACGACGACGACGAUGAUCAAGAGAUGUUGGGAGAAAGUCCCGUCAAGCACGAUGCGACCAAGGGGAAAUCGUUCGUUCCCUUGUUCGAUCACGACGAGGAUGAAGAGCACGAGGGGGGUAUGAAGAAUCCUUUCCUUGCCUCUGGCGCGGAUGGCAAGGGAAACGGCAAACGGAAAAAGAACGAGGAAAGCGAACCGGGAAAGAAGGGAGGAGCGAUGGAUGGGUGGUUGAGGAAGGCGGUGCAUCCGACGCUGAAGGGGGUCAAGAGGACGGGGUACGAAGGAGCCGAAUUGGUGCAGGAGGACGAGGAUGAGGACGGCGGGGAUAAGGGGGAAGGUAGUUCUGCCGGUACGAAUGGUCAGAAGGGCAAGAAGAAGCCUAAACGUGCGCCGGCGGGGCCGAGGUAUAAGAAAAUACCUGGCGGCAAAGCUCUUCCCAAGAAGGGUUCGACGGCAAUGGCGGUCGAUCCCGAUUCCGACGACGACGACGAAGCAGCCUCGGAUCGGAUCGGCAAGACGAGCAGAGUCGGUUCGAUGUUGAUUGUCGAUUUGGACGACGAGGAACAACACAGGAUUGUAAUUAGGUCGACUGGGGAGGGGAUAGGCGGAGCGGGGAUGAGCAAGACGGAGGAGGGGGAAGAGGAUGAGUUGGUGCUUGCGACGGGGUCCUUGAUUUAUGUGAGGGGCACACCACCACCGUCAACAUCGAUCCCGAUCACAUCGAUGGGUGAAGACGCUCCGACCUGGCUCGAUCAAGACCAAGCCAACGAAGCCCUACCCGAAGAUUUGGCCUCGAUACUCUCCCUCCGAUCUUCACCCAUGAAGAAGACAGCCUCCAAACGCAUGUUGGCAAGGAACCGAACGGUCGAUGACUUGUUGAAAGGUCCUUCAGCGGGGGUGAACAGGGUGAAGAAAGGGCUGAUGGACUUGGAGGAUGAGGAGGCGGAUAAGGUGGUUGAGGAGGGGGCGGGGAGUGAUGAUGAUUGGGCUUCGGAUGUCGAGGGGUGGAAGGCGGUCAGCGAUGGGGAGAUGGAUGGGUACGAGGAAGUUGAAGCGUUGGGGAGGAUGUAG